GGGCGCCUGGAGAGUGGUGGGAGGGUGGGCAACAUGGCGCCCGGCGAGUGAUCGGCCCGGAUUUCUCCAGCGCUCGCUGAGGCACCGGGGAGAGGGGGUCUACCCCCGACUGCCGCCCUUCCUUCUCUCCCCGCCCCCAGAGCCUUCUCCCUCCCUUCCUCCCUCGACCUGGGCGGGUGGGGGGAGGCAGACUUGGUUCCCGGGACACCAUGUCGGACUCUGAGGAGGAGAGCCAGGACAGGCAACUGAAAAUCGUCGUGCUGGGGGACGGCACCUCCGGGAAGACCUCCCUAGCUACCUGUUUUGCUCAAGAAACUUUUGGGAAACAGUACAAACAAACUGUAGGACUGGAUUUCUUUUUGAGAAGGAUAACAUUGCCAGGGAACUUGAAUGUUACUCUUCAAGUUUGGGAUAUAGGAGGGCAGACAAUAGGAGGCAAAAUGCUGGAUAACUAUAUCUAUGGAGCACAGGGAAUCCUCUUGGUAUAUGAUAUUACGAAUUAUCAGAGCUUUGAGAAUUUAGAAGACUGGUACACCGUGGUGAAGAGAGUGAGCGAGGAGUCAGACACUCAGCCACUGAUUGCUUUGGUGGGCAAUAAAGUUGAUUUGGAGCACAUGCGAACAGUAAAACCUGAAAAACACUUACGGUUUUGCCAGGAGAAUGGUUUUAGUAGCCACUUUGUCUCAGCGAAGACCGGAGACUCUGUCUUCCUGUGUUUUCAGAAAGUUGCUGCUGAAAUCCUUGGAAUCAAGUUAAACAAAGCAGAAAUAGAACAGUCCCAGAGGGUGGUGAAGGCAGACAUUGUAAACUACAACCAGGAGCCCAUGUCGAGAACCAUGAACCCUCCCAGGAGCUCCCUGUGUGCGGUGCAGUGAGCGCGCGGUUCCGUUCUCUGGGACUGGUCCGUCCGCCUUCCCCUCGCCUCCCCGUGGGCCGGAGGCCCGCGCGGGACUCCGGACUCGUUCCAUCAGCGACUGUCUCUGUAGUUCAGCUAACAUUCUCCUCCCGGCUCGCUCCGUCCUUACGUGCUGCCUGCCUCUCGGCCGCCGGCCGCUCCUUGGACAGGAAGGAAUUCAGCCUCAGGACCACACACUUGGAGUUCCAAACGGAAGGCCCAUUCUCUGGAGUCGGACUGCUUCAUUGGAAAAGAGGGAUGUUGGUUCUCUCGAAUGUCCUCACUUCUUUUUUACCCAGAUGUCAAUUUUUAAAAACCAAUAUGGAAACUCUCCAAGUGUUGAUCAUCACCCAGGAUUUUGCCAUAUUUUCAUUUUCUUAAUCGGAACUCACACAUGGCAAAAGUAUGCUUCAGAGUACAAACAUUUAGACAAGUGAUAUAUUUUUAUCUACAAAUACUAAAGAAGGCAAACCUUUUGCUAUCUAUAGUGAGUGGAAAUAUAUAAAGCUGUAUCUAGCUGAAAAUGCUUGGAAUAAAGCUGUAAUAGAACUAUAUUUUUUUCAUUUUGUAAAAAAGGACCUAAGCUGUUUAUAUUGUAUCGAUAGCUCACCAAGCGGUGAGUGUUUGAUACUGUAUUUUUAUCGCUGUAUCAUGGUCAUUGUGAGCCGUGGGAUGCUCGGGGGAGAGGCCUCACGAGUUUGCUCAGUGCCCGGCCGUGCGCCCCAGGACCCGCGCCUGCGCACUGCACCCGAGCGCCCUCGGGGCGGGUUGUGACUGUUGUUGGAUCAUUGCGCAUCGGACUUGUACCUGAUGUUCAGACGUUUUUCUUCUGCAAAUAAAUUUAUUUAAUCUAC
Messenger RNA from Phyllostomus discolor (pale spear-nosed bat), 1749 nucleotides. RefSeq names its product RAB28, member RAS oncogene family (gene RAB28). Gene Ontology annotation, cellular component: Golgi apparatus; endosome. The record is from RefSeq and is a predicted model, not a curated record. The transcript has 7 exons. Gene Ontology annotation, molecular function: GTP binding; GTPase activity. The coding region runs from base 210 to 875 and encodes 221 amino acids. Lineage: Eukaryota; Metazoa; Chordata; Mammalia; Chiroptera; Phyllostomidae.